AUGAUUGUGAAUAAGCCUCUUUACAAAACGCCAAAGCGUCUCCAGAGCAUGCUGCUCAGGAUGCAAAAGUAUGAAGUAAAUCUUAAGUACCGUCCUGGAAAGAAUAUGGAGCUAGCGGAUACCUUAAGUCGUGCGUAUCUGCCCAAUGAGAAACCAUCAAAGGCGGAGUCAGCAGUAGAAGCGAUAAAUAUGCUACAAUUCCUGCCAAUUGCACCAAACCGUUUGAAAGACAUUCAGGACGAAACUGCAAAGGAUAAUACCCUGCAAAAUUUAGGAUCAUCCAUCAGAAAUGGGUGGCCAGACUGCAAAACCUUAGUUCCAGAACUCAUAGUUCCCUACUUUGAGAUCAGAGAUGAGCUGUCUAUCCAAAAUGGAGUCAUUUUUAAAGGAGACAGAGCAGUUAUUCCACAAGCACUACGCAAGGAUAUGCUGACAAGGAUACAUUCAUCACACCUUGGAAUCGAGGGAUGCCCACGACGAGCCAGAGAAUCUGUGUACUGGCCACAAAUGAACGCUGAAGUUAAGGACUUCAUACAAAAGAGUGAAACAUGCCGCACUUUUGACAACAACCAAGGAAAAGAACCUCUACAACAUCACGAGGUACCACCACGUCCCUGGGCAAAGCUUGGACUUGACAUCUUCACUUUCGACCAACGUAACUACUUGAUAGUAACUGAUUACUUCUCAAACUUCUUCGAGAUUGAUGCCUUGGACAGAAUGACAUCCCAUGAGAUCAUCAAACGACUACGAGCACAAUUCGCGAGACAUGGAAUACCAGACCUGUGUGUGUCGGACAACGGUCCUCAAUUUGCCUCUGAAGAAUUUGCUAAGUUUGCCCAACUGUGGGAAUUCCAACACGUAACAUCUUCACCACACUACCCACAAAGCAAUGGGAAAGCCGAACAAGCAGUGAAAGUUGCCAAACAAAUUCUAAAGAAAGCAAAACAUGCAAAAUCUGAUCCUUACCUUGCAUUGUUGGAUUUCAGGAACACACCUACACAGCAUGAGGGAACCAGUCCACCGAAAGAUGCACCAUUUGAGAAAGAGAAGAUCGACAAUGCCAAACAAAAACAAGCAGAGUAUUACAACAGAUCUGCACACCCAUUAUCGCAACUAUCAGUUGGAGAGACUGUCCGAGUCAAAACCCCUAAUAGACCAUGGGAGAAAGGAACGGUUACGGAAGCAAUACCGGAAAGGAGAUCAUACAAGGUAACGACCGAGGCCGGAGCAAACUAUACGAGAAACAGAAAACAUUUGCGUAAAUCAAAUGAAUUGCCGGUGUCAAGAGACAUUCCGUGUGAUCUUCCGUGUGAGACAAAUGAGGCCAAGGAAGUGGCAUCCGAUGUUCCAAAGCCAGUAACAGAUCCUAAGAACACAGUUACCCGUUCUGGACGUGAAGUGAAACCGCCGGUUAAAUACAAUGACUAUGUCAGAUCAUGA
Molecule: messenger RNA, 1440 nt
Organism: Saccostrea echinata
Lineage: Eukaryota; Metazoa; Mollusca; Bivalvia; Ostreida; Ostreidae
Exons: 2
Coding region: 1-1440 (479 amino acids)
Biological process (GO): DNA integration
Molecular function (GO): nucleic acid binding
Source: RefSeq, a predicted model, not a curated record